Conger conger (European conger) is the source of this 744-nucleotide messenger RNA. It is a transcript of the gene fgf11a, whose product is annotated as fibroblast growth factor 11a. Lineage: Eukaryota; Metazoa; Chordata; Actinopteri; Anguilliformes; Congridae. The coding region runs from base 1 to 744 and encodes 247 amino acids. Gene Ontology annotation, molecular function: growth factor activity; fibroblast growth factor receptor binding. The record is from RefSeq and is a predicted model, not a curated record. The transcript is spliced from 5 exons. Gene Ontology annotation, biological process: positive regulation of protein phosphorylation; animal organ morphogenesis; regulation of cell migration. Gene Ontology annotation, cellular component: cytoplasm.
AUGGCGGCGCUCGCCAGCUCCCUGAUCCGCCAACGGAGGGAGGUCAAGGACCCUCAGGCGAACCGGCAGGUCACCAACAAGCGCAAGCCCUGCCCCAAGAGCAACAAGUCGCUGUGCCAGAAACAGAUCCUCAUCCUCAUCUCCAAGGUCCGCCUCUGCUCGGCCAGGGGCCGGAGGCUGGAGAAGAGACCGGAGCCCCAGCUGAAGGGCAUCGUCACUCGCCUUCACUGCCGGCACGGCUUCUACCUGCAGAUGCUGCCGGACGGCACCCUGGACGGCACCAAGGACGAAAACAGCUCCUUCCUGCAGUUCAACCUGAUCCCAGUGGGACUGCGCAUCGUGGCCAUCCAGAGCACGAAGACCAGCCUGUACAUCGCCAUGAACAGCGACGGCUAUCUCUACACCUCCGAACAUUUCACUCCAGAGUGUAAGUUCAAGGAGUGCGUGUUCGAGAACUACUACGUCACGUACUCCUCGAUCCUGUACCGACAGACCCAGUCCGGCCGGGCCUGGUACAUUGGGAUCAACCGGGACGGGCAGGUCAUGAAGGGAAACCGGGUCAAAAAGACCAAAGGGGCGGCCCACUUUCUGCCCAAACUCAUCGAAGUGGCCAUGUACAGAGAGCCCUCAUUGCAUGACGUCGCCACGCAGAGCCCCCCCAGGAAAACAGCCAAGACCUCCGACUCGCCCAACCUGCAGAACACCAAGAAAGAUAAGAAAGACCUGAAACCGGAUGCCUCCUAG